AUGUCAGAUAGGAAUAGUAUUAUUGCGUUUCAAGGUCCAGAAAACUUCAGACUUCGUCUGUUGAUGGCUACACUUUCUGGAAGACAAAUUAAGAUAGAGAAAAUUCGUUCCAAUGACUUGAACCCGGGUUUGAAAGAUUAUGAGGUCUCAUUUUUGAGACUGUUAGAAGCGGUGACGAAUGGUAGUUCCAUUGAGAUUUCUUAUACAGGUACCACUGUUAUAUAUAGACCUGGUAUUAUUAUUGGUGGUUCUUAUACACAUACAUGUCCUAACUCGAAACCUGUGGGUUAUUAUGUGGAAGCAAUGUUAUAUUUAGCUCCUUUCUCUAAAAAGAAAUUUUCAAUUAUAUUUCGUGGUAUUACUGCAUCUCAUAAUGAUGCUGGUAUUGAAGCUAUCAAAUGGGGGUUAAUGCCUGUGAUGGAAAAAUUUGGUGUCAGGGAAUGUGCAUUGCAUACUUUAAAAAGAGGUUCUCCGCCAUUAGGAGGUGGUGAAGUUCAUUUGAUUGUGGACACUUUACUUGCGCAACCAAUUACCAUGCAUGAAUUAGAAAGACCACAGAUCUCGAAGAUUAGAGGUGUUGCAUACUCAACAAGAGUAAGUCCGUCAAUGGUUAAUAGAAUGAUAGAUGCGGCAAGAAAAGUUUUGAAAAUAGCAAACUGUGAAGUUAAUAUCACCGCAGAUGUUUGGAGAGGUGAAAAUUCUGGUAAGAGUCCAGGUUGGGGUAUCACAUUAGUUGCAGAAACUAAAAAAAAUUGGUGUUAUUUUGCAGAAGCAAUUGGUGAUUCAGGUGAAGUACCAGAAGAUAUUGGUGAAAAGACCGCUUACCAUUUACUAGAAGAAAUAUCAAAAAGUUCAGCAGUUGGCAGAAAUCAAUUGCCACUAGCUAUCUUAUAUAUGGUAAUUGGUAAAGAAGAUCUUGGUAGAUUAAGAAUAUCCAAGGAACAGAUAGACGAAAAAUUUAUUGUAUUAUUAAGAGACAUCAAAAAAGUGUUUGAUACAGAAGUCUUAUUAAAGGAAGUUGAUGAUCCAGAUAGCGAUGAUUUUAUUGCUACCAUUAAGGGUGUGGGUUUCACAAAUACAAGUAAGAAAAUAGCAUAA
This is a messenger RNA of Tetrapisispora phaffii CBS 4417, 1098 nucleotides long. RefSeq names its product rRNA-processing endoribonuclease (gene RCL1). The transcript has a single exon. NCBI's taxonomy places the organism in Eukaryota, Fungi, Ascomycota, Saccharomycetes, Saccharomycetales, Saccharomycetaceae. The record is from RefSeq and is a predicted model, not a curated record. The coding region runs from base 1 to 1098 and encodes 365 amino acids. Gene Ontology annotation, cellular component: nucleolus. Gene Ontology annotation, molecular function: RNA endonuclease activity. Gene Ontology annotation, biological process: endonucleolytic cleavage of tricistronic rRNA transcript (SSU-rRNA, 5.8S rRNA, LSU-rRNA); ribosome biogenesis.